GUCCACAAUUUCUGCAUUCUACAUUCUACACCCACAGCUCUGCUCAAACACUGUAAAACUACUCUUCACUUCACAAUGGCAAACUGUAAUAUUGGAGUAAUUCAGCUGUACGUAUUCAACUAAAAAGUGUUUCUGAGGAAAAAUAUCGAUAGUGAAAGUCCCAAGCUACAAUUUAAAAGGACUGGUUCUUAGUUUUGUUGCAUUUCAAACCCUGGAAGUCUGAAUUUAUGUUUUUGAGACUGCCAUUAAUAGACAUGGCAUUUUGCUCAUGAUGUUUUAUAACAUAUAAAAACACCAUAUGGAUAUGUUAACAGCAUAAAAAAAUGUUGAUUUUCACCAGAAGGGGUCUUUAAUAACAUUAUUUUGUAAUAAAAAUACAAAUUGCAUACCACCAUAGAGUCUUUCUCAGCAUUUUUCUAUCACCAGCUCCUCCUCAACAACAUAGGCCUGCAUUCUCUCAGGUAUUUAAGAUAUUAUGCUCUGUCAGAUUGAGAUAAAAUUACAAAUGAAGACAUUUAACUAGUGUAUUUUGAUAUGAUGGCUGUUACACAUUUGUAGACCAAAGAUAUUUUAAUUCUGAAUUAAAGCCAAGCGCACAAAAUCUGCUACCUAAGUAAAAUAGUAUAUUUCCAUAAAACCAUGAGUAAUGUAAUGCCAUGUAUGUCAGAUUUAGAAAAUCAUUGUCAUUUUCAGGCAUUAUGUUACUUGUGCGAUCAGUCAUCAUGACCACAGCUACCUCCAUUAUGCAAUAGAAAGGAGCAAGUCUGUGAGAAACUGACAGUAAUCGGUGGAGAUGUCUGCAGAUUUAGUGAUUCAUUUUACUCUCCUGAUCUGGUUGUAUAAACUGGAGCAGCAGCAGCGAACACAGCCUGGUUAGACCCCAAAACCCCACCCUCCCACCUAACGCACUCUAUGCUGCUACUGCUGCUGCUUUCAAGACCGCUUUCAGCUCGAUGCUUCUGGGAAACAGACACAUCAGCUUGUAGAGUGCAGCCUGUGCAGUUUAUGGUUAAGUCUGACGUAGUUAACCUUUUGGUUUGAGCUCUGUCUGUACGCUGCAGGGUGGGUUUCCCUUUUGGCUCUGCUUGAACCUGGAGAAAUGAAACUUUUGCAGAACUGAUACCUGAGAAUUUCCUUUGGAGUUACUAAAAUAUACACACAGCACUUUAUGCAAUGUACAAGAUUUGCUUUACUUCAGAGUUGUGAAUCAUAUCGAAGCAAAGGUUUCAGUGGAGGUCUGCAUGACACAGCACUAUUACAGCCCCCUCCACCGCAAUACUUGCUUUUUUCUAAGUAGAUGGAAAGACACCCUUCAUCAAAACCCACCGAAAGCUCACCAAAGAGUGCUCACUAAUAAUUGCAAACGGAUUUUAUUGAUUAAACAACAGAUAAAAGCGGAUGCCUGUCUGGAAACCGUUGCACCCACAAUGAGGUUGUAGUCGCUCUGUAACUUAGGAAUGGAACCCAAAAGAAUGAUGAAGACCACAUUCUUAUUAGCUAUUGACAGAGUGGGUAGAGAAGCGGUGUCAGCUUUCCUGUAAGCUCAUCUCUGAGGUAUAGUUUGGGGUUAAUCUCACCUCUCUAAAGUAUCGCUGCGUCUCCCGCUGCCAAUUUCUCACAAGUAAUCGGCACGAAAGCCAGAGCACAGACAUAUGUCCUUUUCAUGUGGCAGCAGAAUCUUCCCACCAAGAAUACUCUGUGUACAACUGAAACUGCUCUACCACUGUUUACUAACACGCUCUUAAAGCGCAAUAAAAAUUGAGCUCAUUAAUAAUUUGUUAUUGAUUGUGUUGAAUUUUAAAGUGAAAUUUUCAGAUUCAACAGUUCAAAUACAGAGGAACAUGUUGAAAACCACACAACUAGGGUACCGAUGUUGGGCAGGUGAGUGUGACAGUGGUUGCUCAGUCUUUCCUUCCAUGGAAGUUAUGCAAAGGUGCCUUUCUGAUGAUGAGCUAGAGGUGGUUACUGAGGUGGAGGUCAGCUGAAAUGAUGAGCUUCCUUUCUGUUCUCUCUUAGCUACACGUCUCUACGUGCACACAGCAAUACACAAAGUUAAAAUAUUCAGUACAAAACUGAGAAAAAGCUCAAUAAAGUUUGUGAAGACAUACGAUGCAGACAAGCAACCCCACAGGAGAUGAAAGUGUUGGCUUGUGUAAGUUUAUGCUAAGUAAAAUGUAGUCUUCUGCGCAGGCGUGGGAGGGACCAGUGGGUGGUGAGUGACAGCUGAAGUUUGGCCCUUUAAAGACAGACGUGUUCAGACAAAAGUAGACACCUCCUUUCAUGCAGACCUGAUAGAUGCACGCACAGCUUGUCUCACAGUAGGUAGGACCUGCACCAUGAGCUAUGACCAGAGCUACCCCUUCCCCCAGGUGUUCCUUGUGGAUGAUAGCGGACGUCCUCAGCACUCUGCCCAGCCUCCGGGUCUCAUCCCCUGCUGGUCCUUCCCUCCCGCCCAGCAGAGGCUGAGGAGCCGUGGGAAGAGCGAGGGCUGCAUGGGAAUUCGCCCCGGUGUGGCCUUGAUCGUGCUGCUGCUGUUCCUGCUGGUGUUUGCAGCCCUCGGCUUCGAAGCCUACCAGAUUAUGAACAUACAGAAAGAACUGAGACAGGUUGAGCCUGAGACGGAGGUUGCUGCGCCUCAGAAGCAAAUGGGUUUCUAUGAACCCCAGAUCAGUGGAGAAGAUAAGAAAGACAGACCUGCAGCACACGUGAUAGGACGCAUUGAAAUUAGACAUCAAGACUUCAAGACUCUGCGAUGGGAGCCAAAGACAGGUCAGGCGUUCAUCUCUGGAGGAGUUGCUUACCGGAUUGAAGACGGGGCUCUGCAGGUCAACGAGUCGGGACUCUACCACAUUUACUCACGAGUGGAGCUGUUCUUUGGGAAAUGCUCUUCCACUUCCUCGUUUGAUCACUCUGUGUUUGUGAGGAGAUCAGGACAUUCCUCCCCUCUGAGACUGAUGGAGGCCCACAGGAUGGGUUUCUGCUCUCAGCAACCCUCCCGUACCUUCACCACUGACAGUUUCCUUAGCUCUGCUCAGCAGCUGAAGAAAUACGACAGGGUUUUUGUGAAUAUUUCACACCCGAAUCUUCUUAGUCACUCACAUUAUGGCAACUUCUUUGGUCUCUACCAGAUCUGAAGAAGUUUAUGUGUCGACUCUUACAUCUUGAUGGAGUAAUUUUACUCCAGUAUCAGUCUCAGGCAGGAGUGAAACUUACUCAUCACUUUACACAAAUGGUGCACUGAAUGUGUUGUCUAUGAUACAUACAAACACACACACACACACACACACACACAUAUAUAAAAUAAGUGCACUGGAUAGCAUAAUAUGACAGCUUCUGUGAGGGAAAUAUUGCACAUUUUCUAGAUUGGCAGCUUAAAAAAUUGAGAAUUGAAAGUACACAUAACAGUAGUGAAGCAUUUUACACAAGCAGAACCAAAUAUUGUGCCUUUUAUCAAUGAGGAGGAUGUCAGUUAACACUAAGGUGCUGAUUUAGUAGUAGCAUUUUUUAAAAUAUUUAUUUUUAGUGUGGAUCUGACAGUUCCGAUGUCUAAAUGUGUGCUUAUAAAAGAGAAACAGUGUUAUAUUCUGGUUGUUUUGAAGAGAUAAUUUAAAUGACUUUUACAUGUGUCUAAUUGAAAGAGCUAUGUUAAUAAAUAUUUGUAACUGAAACCUGAAAGCAUUUCAUGUCUGAGUCUGUCUUGUGAGGAACGCCCACUUGAGUGUUAAUCACCGGAAAGUAUUAUCACGAAGACACCAACUCAGAUUUGCUCCUGAUAAUCAGCUUCAUUUUCAUAUGUUCCGCUGAGGAGAGACAGCAGACUGAAUUUGAAGCAGGUUGGUGUUUUGGAAUCUCAAAACAAACAUCUAAACUGUGAAUAAAAAGUGCUUUUCCUGGUUCA
Amphiprion ocellaris (clown anemonefish) is the source of this 3898-nucleotide messenger RNA. RefSeq names its product tumor necrosis factor ligand superfamily member 6. Gene Ontology annotation, cellular component: membrane. NCBI's taxonomy places the organism in Eukaryota, Metazoa, Chordata, Actinopteri, Pomacentridae. Bases 2337 to 3134 code for a protein of 265 amino acids. Gene Ontology annotation, biological process: generation of catalytic spliceosome for second transesterification step; immune response; extrinsic apoptotic signaling pathway via death domain receptors. The record is from RefSeq and is a predicted model, not a curated record. Gene Ontology annotation, molecular function: tumor necrosis factor receptor binding. The transcript is spliced from 4 exons.